Messenger RNA from Amaranthus tricolor (Joseph's coat), 1913 nucleotides. Its product is annotated as ribulose bisphosphate carboxylase small subunit, chloroplastic 1-like. The transcript has 3 exons. Bases 1206 to 1760 code for a protein of 184 amino acids. NCBI's taxonomy places the organism in Eukaryota, Viridiplantae, Streptophyta, Magnoliopsida, Caryophyllales, Amaranthaceae. The record is from RefSeq and is a predicted model, not a curated record.
AUUAAUACCAAUGUUGAAGUACCAACUAAUAAGUUUUAAGAGUGGAGUGAAAGUUUUUGCAUGUCUUCCAAAUAAGAUUUUGCCACGCUUUUUAAAAUGCCUUGUAAGACAACCCAAAACCUAAGUUUCUACAAGCAAAAAGCACUUAUCAGUAAUCACCCAUCUUAGAUGUUUAUAAAGAAAAAAUAUAGAUAAUGGUUAAUAAAUGAAAAAAGAAAAUGAAUUGUGAGGAUGAAAUUAAAAGAGAGAGUUAAAAUGUAUGGAUGAUAUUAAAAAAGUGGUGGGUUAUUAUCUCAAAAUAAAAAUGAUGCCAAUUAAAUAGAACGAAUCAAAAUGACAAAUACUAUAAAUUCAAUGAGAUGAAGAGUAGUUUUUUUUAAACACAUCUAAUGAUUCUUCAAUAAAAAUGUUGUAGGACAUCUACAAUGUACUUCGAGUCAUUUGUUAUUUAGUUUAUUUCAAUUAUCCUUUGUUUUGAUUUCAUCCACACAAAUUAUUGUUUCUUUUUAUUCAUUACCAAAUAUGCACAUCUCUUUUUAUUUAUUACACAAAUCAUCCACACAUCUCUUCAUUACCAAUUAUUUUCUUUCUAUUUCUUAAAAACACUAUUUUUCUUUAAUAUUAAUUCAAAGACGCAAAAUACUAAAUAACAAGAAAACGUGAAAUACAGAAAUAAGAUCAUACUAUUCUCCUAAGUUGCUCUAAAUUUUUACAGUCUUUAACUAAAGAAUGGUUUUAGCCUAUUAAUUCAGACUCAAAAGCUAGUUAUUUCAAGAAUCAAAUUUUAUUUCAGUUGUACAAGCAUAUAUCAUUUUGUUCAAGAGUAACUUAAAUUUAAUUUUUCUUAACUCUUCCCUUCUCUCGGCCUACCACGUGAAAAAAGUAUUAGCAACUUAAGAUUUUAUAUAAAACGAAAAAAGAUACUAGUAUAUUUUCAACGAUAAGGCCAAAAUAAUAUAACAUCAUAGAAGAUGUUUUACAUCAAAGAAGGUUCAAAGAGGGAUAAGAAAGCUUGUAUUUAUGUACCAAACUAGUGACGCCCACACAAAUACGAUUGAAAAGCCAUAAACAUCCAAUACCCAUUAUUACUAAAUUCAUGACCAAUGAAUUAUUACAAAGAUAAGGAUGGUAUGAUUCUAUAACUUACACCCAAAGUGUUGCCUAGGUCUCUCACCGCAAGUGUUAAAAAAUAAUCAACAAAGAAAAUGGCUUCAUCUAUGCUCUCCAACGCUGCGGUCGCAACCACCAAUGUUAGCCGCAACACCAGUGCUCAAGCUAGCAUGGUGGCACCCUUCAAUGGGUUGAAAUCUUUUGCAGCCUUCCCCGUCACCAACAAGUCUAGCAACUACCUUUCCACCCCCCCUAGUAAAGGUGGAAUAGUCCAAUGCAUGCAGGUGUGGCCACCAGUUGGGAAGAAGAAGUUUGAGACACUAUCGUACCUCCCACCUCUCACCCCUGAUCAACUAUUGGCUCAAGUACAAUACCUUCUCAAUAAGGGAUGGAUUCCUUGCAUUGAAUUUGAGUUAGAACAUGAAUUUGUGUAUCGUGAGAAUCACAGGUCGCCUGGAUACCAAGAUGGUCGUUAUUGGACCAUGUGGAAGUUACCCAUGUACGGGUGCACUGACCCCAUCCAGGUGGUGGCCGAGUUAGAAGAAGCUAAGAAAGCGUACCCCAACGCCUUUAUCCGUAUAAUUGGAUUCGAUAAUAUACGUCAAGUCCAAUGCAUUAGUUUUAUUGCCUACAAGCCCACAGGAUACUAACAUUAUAUCUCUUUGCUUAUGUACUUACGUUCAAUUCCAUAAUCCAUUAAUAAGUAGAAGUACAAAUACCUUCUAAACAUUCCUCCUUUUGUCUAUACAAUUGAUUUUUUCAUCAAUGGGAAUAAACAUUAAAUCCUUUUAUGUGGAUUAUCA